This is a messenger RNA of Rhagoletis pomonella (apple maggot), 812 nucleotides long. RefSeq names its product copper transport protein ATOX1-like. The transcript has 3 exons. Gene Ontology annotation, molecular function: copper chaperone activity; metal ion binding. Gene Ontology annotation, biological process: copper ion transport. The record is from RefSeq and is a predicted model, not a curated record. Gene Ontology annotation, cellular component: cytosol. Bases 382 to 600 code for a protein of 72 amino acids. Lineage: Eukaryota; Metazoa; Arthropoda; Insecta; Diptera; Tephritidae.
GUUCACAAGCUACGUAGUCACAAUUGUGUGCCAACAUUGAAAAGUCGAUUGCCAACGUGAAAUUGUUGCUUGAUUUAAAAUAUAUUUUUCUGCCACAUUAGCCACUUUAUUGCACCUGUGCACAGUUUGUUGUGUUCUUUUGCAACAGUUAAUUGAAUUGUUCAACAAAGUUUUUCCUCGUAGCUAGUGGUUUGACAAAUUCGAUUACAAAUUUGAUCUCCGCUCGCGACAACAGAAGCUCGAGCAAAAGGAAAAAUAAUCAAUUGUCUUUUUUUUGUGGGGUGCCUGCAAAGCAGUGAAAAAGUAUUCAAACUGUUGAAUUUGCCGCAAUUAUACUUGCAAACAUCAUCGUCAUCAUCUCAUAGUGCCCGGAGUAGUAAUAUGCCUGUUCACGAAUUUAGAGUGGAAAUGACUUGUUCAGGAUGUUCCAACAGCGUGGAGCGUGUUUUAAACAAGUUGGGCGCGGAAAAAGUGGAAAAGGUCAGUAUCGAUCUCGAUUCGAAAACAGUGCUUGUGACAUCGAAUCUGACUUCAGAAGAAUUGUUGGAAACUAUCAAGAAGACUGGCAAAGCGACGCAAUAUGUAGGGGUGAAAGAAUGAAACGAACUUUUUUGCAAGUUCCGCAAAAUUGCCAAAUUAAAAAUGGAAGUUUAAUGGGUGUAAUCAAGUAAGUAUUCAAGAAUUAACGUGGCGGCGAUAGGCUUAACAGUGAAACUGUAAAAGGCCAAUUAAAUUUAUAUUUUGCGAUUAUAAAAAAAAAAAAAAAAAAAUCGUUACCUAUAAACGAUCCAUUGAGUUAUACUCUCAACAAA